CACUCCCUCGAAACACACGCGCGAAGCAGCUCGGUUCGUUCUUCGCGUAGGUACAUCCAUUCCAUCAUCCUCAGCUGCCGGGAUAGUGUUUGUUUUUUUUUCCUGCUAUCUGUCUUGUUCCGAGCUUUUCUCGGACAGCAGGUCAUUUAGUCCAGAUCGGCCGACCCAUCCCGUUAUUUUCCGCGAGCGGAAACCACGUAUGGUGCUCUUUUAAAAGUGCCUUGCUUAAAACAUUGGUGUACAACUUCCUCAAAACAUUCCAAAUUAGCUGUGAUAACCUGCAACUGCAACUCGACGGGAAUUUGUGUGCAUUCUUAGAACUUUGUAAGCCAGACACUUAUCAAACAUGCAAUCCGAAAACGAGACUUAUCUUGGAUUAGAUCUCAGCACCCAAAAGCUCAAAGCAGUGCUACUGAACUCUCGCCUGGAAAAUGUAGCCCACGCCGAGGUCAAAUUCGACUCGGACCUGCCGGAAUUCCGAACCAGCGGUGGAGUCAAUGCCGGAUCCGCAAAAAAUGAAUUCUACGUUCAACCGGUGAUGUGGGUCAAAGCACUGGACAUGGUCUUGGAUCGGCUGGUGGUGCAGGGUGGGGACCUGAGCAUGGUUGCUGCCGUUAGCGGAUCGGCACAGCAGCACGGUUCGCUGUAUUGGUCCCGAAGCGGAGUGCAGACGUUGCGCAGCCUGGAUGCGGAUAAAUUUUUGCACACACAAAUCGAUGAUUCCGCGUUUACGGUGCACCGGACUCCGAUCUGGAUGGAUGGGACUACGGGCAAACAGUGCGAGGAAAUGGAGGAGGGCGUUGGUGGACGGGAUCGAAUGGUAGAGCUGACGGGGUCCAAAUGCUAUGAAAGGUUUACCGGGCCGCAGAUCCGUAAGGUGUUCCAGCAAAGACCGGAUUGUUACAGGAACACGGAACGAAUUUCGUUGGUUAGCAGCUUCCUGGCGUCUAUCUUUUUGGGGGAUAUCGCUCCGAUUGACUAUGCCGAUGGCUCCGGGAUGAACUUGUUGGACAUUAGAAAACGAGCUUGGUCCGAAGAAUGUUUGGCGGCAUGUGCUCCAAAUUUGGACACGAAGUUGGGAACGCCAGUCCCAACGAAUACGGUUAUCGGAUCCAUUGGGCAGUUCUUCGUCCAGCGGUACAAUUUCAAUACGGCUUGUAAGGUUGUAGCAUUUACUGGGGACAAUCUAUCGGCUCUAUCUGGGAUGGUCAUCGGAGACGAUUGGUUGGCGAUUUCCUUGGGCACUAGUGAUACAAUUAUGAUGAAAAUCAAGGAACCUUCGAAUCUGCAGGACGGCCACGUUUUGCUGCACCCAACGGAUUUCGGAUACAUGGGAUUGCUUUGUUUCCGAAACGGCUCCCUGGUUCGAGACAUCUUCAAACGUGCCGAAGCUAACGACAACUGGGAAAAUUUCAGCGAGCUGCUGGACUCGACUCCCCGAGGCAACUUCGGAAACAUGGCCAUUCACUUUAUUUCCAAGGAAAUUAUUCCACCUGCCAAGGGAUCGCUGCGUUGGAACAAAUCGUCCAAUCUCGAAGAUUCGGAGCUGGCACGUGGGGUACUGAAAUACAGCUCGCCACAAACGGAAAUUCGAGCGCUGAUCGAGGGACAAAUGCUCAACCGGAAAACAUAUGCUGCCGAAAUGGGUUUCUCGUUUGGAGAGAACACUCGAAUUCUGGCCACCGGAGGAGCCUCCGCCAACAAAUCAAUCUUGCAGGUCUUGUCGGACGUAUUCAACGCUCCCGUCUACACCCAACAAACGACCGAAGCUGCCCUCGUUGGGGCAGCUUAUCGAGCAAAAUAUGUGCUGCAGAAGACUCGAGCCAAAGAUUUGAUUCCCUACUUCGACUAUAUUCGUUCGUUGCUUCCGGAACACAGUGUCAAUCGGGUGUGCGACCCGGCUCAGGAUAGUAGCGAAAUCUACGAUCAAAUGUUGGAGCGCUACCAUCAGAUGGUGAAAUACAUGAUGGAUCAUCAGGACUGAACUUCUUUUUGAAAAAAAAAACAAUACAACUGAAAUCCCCGUACUAAGGAACAAACCAAAAUUUUACCAACAUUAAUCUCCCGAAGGGCUUUCUUUUCUUGGACUUAACAAAACGGGCACGAUAAUUCAGCUUAGCGAACGCAUCCAUUCCAACCGACUUAGUGCUGUUUUUAUUACUUAAAAAUUGUUAUCGCAUCACUGAAAUUUUACAUUAGAUAAUAUGUGUAGCUUUAUUUAAAUUCUCUUAAAAAUGUAAGGAAUAAUAAAGUUUGGUUAGCGCUAUUGCUGCUAGAGAUAAUCGCUAAAGUUUAAAGGUCAAAAUGAAA
Messenger RNA from Uranotaenia lowii, 2310 nucleotides. RefSeq names its product xylulose kinase. Gene Ontology annotation, molecular function: D-xylulokinase activity. The transcript has 4 exons. Gene Ontology annotation, biological process: D-xylose metabolic process; xylulose metabolic process. Gene Ontology annotation, cellular component: cytosol. Bases 347 to 1984 code for a protein of 545 amino acids. The record is from RefSeq and is a predicted model, not a curated record. Lineage: Eukaryota; Metazoa; Arthropoda; Insecta; Diptera; Culicidae.